UCUCGAAGGACUACCCCAUUGACCCGCUAGAUCUUCUCACCCGCAACUUCAACCACCGAAGAAUAAGGAAACAAGAUGGCUCGGUCGAUCUUAUGGGAAACCAAAGCUUUGACUGUGGCCUUCAUCAUUGCUAAAGAUGGAACUGUCAACAUCGACGCAGUCGAACCAUCGAAAUCUGUUGCGACAACUCGAAAGGAAGAUAUCGCACAUUUACCAAUUCAUCAGCUUCGGUUGGUGGGCGAAGGUAACCACAACGGGUCCAAAACAGCCAAGGCCUUCGUAUCGACGUAUAUGAGCAGGAGGUUGAAGUACAUAUCGCACCACAAGUGGCAAGAAGCAGAGACAAAUUAUCUCGAGAUUGUAACCAAAGACGACGAAUCGAAAAUGGUCGUUACGUCUCUCUUUACCAUCUUCGACCAUGUUCCAGUCUUGCAAGCCAGCGUAACAAUCCGCAAUGAGUCUGAAAACGCUGUCUCAAUCACGUCUCUGCCAUCACUGGUCAUAGGUGGUCUGACCAGAAGCUCAGAGCAGUGGUGGCACGAUUACAAACUCUUGACACCCAACAACAGUUGGUUCCGCGAAGCUCAAUGGAGAGAGCACACGUUGCCUGACGUUGGUGUGGAUCACUGUCUUCCACAACCUUGUCCGGCGUCUUUUGCUACUUUUGGAUGCUCGAAUCUCGGCAGCUUUUCGACUGGAACAUACCUACCCAUGGGAGCGUUGAGCAGUAAGACAAACUCGGAGACAUGGCUGUGGCAGGUCGAGAACAACGGCUCCUGGAAAUGGGAGAUUGGAGAUUGGGGUGAGCAGAUUUACGUCGCCAUCGGUGGUCCAAAUAACAAUGAUCACCACUGGAUGCAGGAACUUCAACCGGGCGAAUUUUUCACCUCGGUACCUGCAGCCAUAUGCCAUGUGUCUGAUGGUCUGGAUGCAGCUUUCCAGGCUAUGACAGCCUAUAGAAGACGGAUCAGAAGGCCUCAUUUGGACAAUGUCGAGCUACCCUUGAUCUUCAACGACUAUAUGAACUGUCUCAUGGGCGAUCCAGACGAGACCAAGAUCAAAGCACUGAUCGACCCUGCUGUGAGAGCUGGUGCAGAAUACUUUGUCAUCGAUGCUGGCUGGUACUCGAACGACAGUAACUGGUGGGAUGACAUCGGCGCAUGGGAGCCUUCGCCCAAGCGCUUUCCGUCCGGUUUCGAUGCUCUGCUACGUGAGCUCAAGUCCGCUGGCUUGACGCCUGGACUUUGGGUGGAACCAGAAUCCAUAGGGGUGAAAUCCGAGGUUGCGAACCGUUUGCCUUCAGAAGCCUUCUUUCAACAGAAGGGGGAACGGGUGGUGGAGAGAGACCGGUUUCAGCUGGACUUCCGCCACGAAGCGGUCAGAAAGCAUCUCGACCAGGUAGUAGAUCGACUUGUGAAUAGUUGUGGCGUCGGCUACUUCAAGUUCGACUACAACAUCGAGAUCAUCCAAGGUACAGAGGUGAAUACAGGCAGUGCUGGUGCAGGACAGCUUGACCACAAUCGAGCAUACCUCGCAUGGGUGACAAAUCUUCUCGACAAGUAUCCAGGGUUAGUCAUUGAGAACUGCUCCAGUGGUGCUCAGCGAAUGGAUUAUGCUAUGCUGGCCGUACAUCCGCUCCAGUCAACCAGCGACCAGGAAGAUCCGGUGAUGUAUGGUGCUAUUUCAGCAGCAGUCUUCACAGCGGUCACUCCAGAGCAGAGCGCCACCUGGGCCUAUCCGCAGAAAGAGUGGACCGACGAGAUCAAUGCUUUCACAGUUGUGAACAGUCUGCUCGGGAGGAUACAUUUAAGCGGGCGACUGGACAAGCUCUCUAAGAGCCAGUUUGCACUCAUCGCGGAUGGUAUGAAGGUGUACAAGAGCAUGCGCCAAGAGUUAAAGACUGGCCUGCCUUUCUGGUCAUUGGGGCUACCAAGAUGGCACGAUAACUGGCUAUCGACAGGGUUGAUAUGUGGAAAGAAGACCUUCCUGUCAGUGUGGAGAAGAGGUGGCGAGACGACGUGCAAACUGCCUAUCCGUCAUCUUUCGGGACAAGAAAACGUCAAAGCCACGCUGCUAUACCCAAGAACGUUCAGCGCAGAGACGCAUUGGGAUGGAUCUGCGGGCGCAUUGAUGGUGACAUUGCCAGAGGUGGUAUGUGCACGCCUUUUCGAGCUCGAGUCGACAUGAGCGCUUAUUGGCAGGUCGCGUAUUGAAUAAAUCAUUCACUUCUAUCUGACAGAUGAUGGUUUGGCGGAUGAUGUCGUGAU
Molecule: messenger RNA, 2267 nt
Organism: Macroventuria anomochaeta
Lineage: Eukaryota; Fungi; Ascomycota; Dothideomycetes; Pleosporales; Didymellaceae
Product: glycoside hydrolase family 36 protein
Exons: 1
Coding region: 76-2187 (703 amino acids)
Biological process (GO): carbohydrate catabolic process
Molecular function (GO): alpha-galactosidase activity
Source: RefSeq, a predicted model, not a curated record